Messenger RNA from Pelodiscus sinensis (Chinese soft-shelled turtle), 1819 nucleotides. Lineage: Eukaryota; Metazoa; Chordata; Testudines; Trionychidae. The record is from RefSeq and is a predicted model, not a curated record.
CCGCUAGGGGCGGGGCUCCACUUCCCGCUCUUGUUCCCUGGGCCCUGGCAGCCAGCCCCUUCCACGGAUAUCGCCGGGAGAGCUGGGCUCGGCUCCCCGCCCCUGUGCCUGCUUCCCCCUCCCCGCCCAGGGGGGCUGGCCUGGGGCCUCCAGUAGUGCUGGUGCCUGAGUACCGCGGGCCAGUACGACUCAGUGCAGCGCCUGAGGGCGAAGGACGUGCGGACACUGGGCCAAUAGAAAAGGAGAAACAUCCCUGAUGUGGAGAGAAAGAGAUACCAAGUACAGCAGAGGGGCUGCCAAAGGUCCACCUGGAGUGGACCAAGGUGUCUUUAUCAGUCCCUACCCCGCACUGCCUUCCUCGCCUGAUGGAUUCCUUUGACCGUGCCUCUUCCACUAAUUCAUAGACCUCAUAAAAAUCUUCCUCCUGUGAGUCCAUUGAAGUGCAGCAAGAGAUCCCUGAUUCUAGGAAGAGGGACUGUGAGUGAGGCUACAACUUAGGGCCAAUGCUGCCCUCAAUCCUCUGUGAAGCUCAUACGUCUUAUACAAAGAUUAAAUAUAGCAGGUUUUGCCAAGGCCGUUGUGCAAUUGAGCAUUAUUGUCAUUUUUUGUGCCACCAUGUGGUAAAAUUAUGAACUGCAUUUUUAUACUAAAAUAUAUUAAGAAAUCUGCUGUAGUUUGAAUAUAGCCUCAAUGUGGCCUUUAAAUAUUAGUUCUUCCUAGGAUAGCUCCACCUAGAAAAUACUUACGUUUAAAAGAAAAAGACAGCUAAUAAAGCUAAAGGGAGAAAUGGCAGCCUCCUCUUCAUCCUCUUCAGCUGGUGGAGUCAGUGGAAGCUCUGUAACUGGAUCUGGGUUCAGUGUCUCAGACCUUGCCCCACCACGGAAAGCCCUCUUUACGUACCCUAAAGGAGCUGGAGAAAUGUUAGAAGAUGGCUCAGAAAGAUUCCUCUGUGAAUCCGUUUUCAGUUAUCAGGUUGCCUCUACAUUAAAGCAAGUGAAACAUGAUCAACAAGUUGCUCGCAUGGAAAAACUAGCUGGUUUAGUAGAAGAAUUGGAAGCAGAUGAAUGGCGGUACAAGCCAAUAGAGCAAUUGCUGGGGUUCACGCCAUCCUCAGGCUGAAAGCUUUGGAAUCACUGGUGUUGAAAGACAACACAAAUAUACACCACUAAGGACUCAAAUGUGCUCUCAUUUAUAGUGUGUUCCUAGCUCCAUCAUAUUUUUAAGUACACAUCAGGUGGUGCUGUAAUCAUAUCCAGUAAGUUACAACAAUAAAACUGUAAAUCCUUGUAGUCUUCUUCAUGGUAGACAUUUGGUAAUAAUUCAGCAGGGCCUCCUUGCUGUAAUUUGUGAUACAGUAAGUUUUAAAGACAGAAUAACCUGUUUGUUUAAAGGGGAAGGGAAGGUUAUUGUAAAAAACCCAAUCAUUUAUACUCACAGUGGUGUGUACAUGCCUGAACUGGCCAGGUAAUAUCAAUCAUUCAGGACGUAGAUACUUUUGCUAUUAGAGUUCAAAUCCUGAAGGGCAAAAGCAUGGGGUACUGAAUGGAAAGAAGGUUCUUGUUGAAGAUGAAUGUGAUAACUAACUGUGCAGGGUGAACUGAAGGGGAAAAUGUUAACUGAUUUCUAUAUUUAGAGCUCCUUGUUUUUGCUGAAUUUUUUCACUCUGCUGGAAUGUUUCUUUUUUGCCUGUAAACAAGGUAUUAGGAGAAUGGAAUUGUUUAAUGCAGACACAAUGACUCAAGACACUGAAAUCUGUUCUCACUUUACUAAAGUGUACUAAAAUUGUUUCAUGGCCAAUAAACAUCAAGAGUUUGAAGUC